Messenger RNA from Penicillium angulare, 1173 nucleotides. RefSeq names its product protein C-terminal leucine carboxyl O-methyltransferase ppm1 (gene ppm1). Bases 1 to 1173 code for a protein of 390 amino acids. The transcript is spliced from 2 exons. Lineage: Eukaryota; Fungi; Ascomycota; Eurotiomycetes; Eurotiales; Aspergillaceae. Gene Ontology annotation, biological process: C-terminal protein methylation. Gene Ontology annotation, molecular function: protein C-terminal leucine carboxyl O-methyltransferase activity. The record is from RefSeq and is a predicted model, not a curated record.
AUGGCCGCACCGAACAUACCAAACCUAAACACGCUCCGACGAGGACGUGGCCGAGGCCGCGGAGGUCCCCAAAGAGUUGAAGGCAGUCAUGGCGCGCGCUCAUUAGGCAAGGAUCGCGUCGUGCAGGGCACCGACAAUGACGCCAGUGUGUCUCGUUUGAGUGCUGUUGAGCUAGGAUACCUCCAUGAUCCCUACGCAACACCUUUAACCGCGCCCGAAAAUGCAACUAGAAGAUUCCCUAUAAUUAAUCGAGGAACAUACGUUCGCACCACGGCAAUUGAUCAGCUAGUCGAUCGCUUCCUCGAUUCUCCCUCUCGAGGCGACCCGGAACAGAGAAAGCAGAUCAUAUCACUUGGUGCUGGCUCAGAUACCCGCGUUUUCCGUCUUCUUGCCUCCCGGCCGCGCUCUAGUCUCGUUUACCAUGAACUCGAUUUCGCCGUCAACACCGUGACAAAGAUCCGCGCGAUUCGAUCUACACCCUUUUUACAACAGGCGCUGGGCAUUGAUUCGUCAAGCCAAGAUGUGACUGUUUCGGAAGCAGGAGAUGAGCUUCAUACACCCUCCUACCAUAUCUACCCUCUGGACCUGCGGUCAUUGGCAACAUCCAGCGCUCCAUUAUAUACACUACCGCGCGUAGACCCAACACUGCCCACGCUUUUGAUCUCGGAGUGCUGCCUCAUAUACCUUUCACCAAACGAAGCAGAACAAGUAGUCUCGUUCUUCACUGAACGUCUUUUCGCUUCUCCGUCCAAUGCACCCGAUGCGCAAAAUGAAACAACACAGCAGUCGAAGAAAACUACACCACUUGGAAUAAUUUUAUACGAGCCUAUUCGACCGGAUGACCCCUUCGGUCGGACAAUGGUUUCAAAUCUUGCGACGCGUGGUAUCCAGCUGCAAACUUUACACAAAUAUUCCUCCCUGGAGGCGCAGCGAACUCGACUUCGCGAGCAUGGGUUUACAAGCGGCCAAGCGGUCGCUGAUAUUGAGUUUAUUUGGGACCGUUGGGUAGCCGAGGAUGAGAAAGAAAGAGUUUCUCGCCUCGAGUUCCUGGAUGAAAUGGAGGAGUGGCAGCUUUUGGCGAGGCAUUAUUGUAUUGCAUGGGGGUGGAGAGAGGGAGAAGAUACAGCAACUUUCAAUGGAUGGACCGCGCUGCAGGCUCAGCCUGGUAAUUGA